Molecule: messenger RNA, 4000 nt
Organism: Wyeomyia smithii (pitcher-plant mosquito)
Lineage: Eukaryota; Metazoa; Arthropoda; Insecta; Diptera; Culicidae
Gene: Usp15-31
Product: ubiquitin carboxyl-terminal hydrolase 31
Exons: 6
Coding region: 289-3654 (1121 amino acids)
Biological process (GO): protein deubiquitination
Molecular function (GO): cysteine-type deubiquitinase activity
Source: RefSeq, a predicted model, not a curated record
UUAGUAUCCCCAGCACAGCCCAUCAGCGAUGAGUGUUCGCGUUUAGCAUUCGUUGGAGCUCCGUAUUUCGCGUAGAAUGGGUUACCGUAAUUACUUUCGAAAGUUUAGUAAUCGUGUAAAAUUGCCUUGCUGAAACGAACAAAAACGACUGUGCGUUUGGUGUGAUAAUUUCGAUGUAAAUUCGCUCUUGUUUCGGACCCCGCGAGUGUUGUGUUUUUUCAGUCCCCCUCCAUCGGUUCAGAAGCGAUAAAUCCAGGGAAAAUAAAGCGUAAGGAGCAGACUGUGAAAAUGGAGAACAUGAAAAACAAUUCCAUGAUAGAUACGCUGAAAAGCGAAGGAACCAUCAAUAGUAAUUCUGCCGCUUGUCAGCAGUCGUCGCUGAAAACGUCCAGUGGAGGAAGUCGACUACGAAGAGCUUUCUCCAUGUCCCGUAACCCGUUUCAAGUUGUCGUCUCACGGCAGCAAAGGGCAGUGGAAAAAUCCGGAACUGGCUCAACAACAGCAGCAGCAUCGACGAACGCAAGUGUUGUGACCUCGGAACAAAAUUCCAUCAAUAGCGGAGGUGGAACGGUAACAGGGGAAGACGGAAGUGGCAAUGAUCGCAAAAUGCAUGCUAACUCCGACGCCAAGAAUGGUUCCGAGAGGAAAAUCUUUAGGCGUUUAUCGGUGAAAAAGUUUAUCAAUCGCAUUGCACAACAAAUGACAUAUGUCAAUCUAGCUGGCAAUCAGAAGGGGGAUCGCGUCCCAGUAGCCCCGCCUGCAAACGGAUUCAUCUGGCCACCGGAUACGGUGCCCGGUGUAAUUGGGCUGCGUAAUCAUGGCAACACCUGCUUCAUGAAUGCUGUUUUGCAGUGUCUCAGCCACACCGACAUAUUGGCAGAAUAUUUCGUUUUGGAUCAAUACAAGGUGGAUUUAAAACGACGCAACAAGAUCAAUGCGAAAAAAUUCGGAACGAAGGGAGAAUUAACUGAACAGCUCGCGCUGGUGCUAAAAUCGCUGUGGAUGUGUAAGGAUGCCCCCGAGUACAGUUCGAGUUUUAAGGCCGUAGUGGACCGGUACGGUAGUCAAUUCCGGAGCUCUACCCAGCAUGACGCGCAGGAGUUCCUUUUCUGGUUGUUGGAUAAGGUGCACGAGGAUCUCAACACGGCUAGCAAGCGGAAGUAUAAGGCGAUAAAGAACAACUACGGCCGCUCGGACGAGGUGAUCGCCGCCGAAACGCUCGCGAACCACAUCCGGUGUAACAAUUCGUUCGUGCAGGCUGUUUUCCAGGCCCAGUUUCGAUCGUCACUGACCUGCCCGCGGUGCCAAAAGCAGAGCAAUACCUUCGAUCCGUUUCACUGCAUCUCGGUACAGCUACCGCAGCUGACCGUACAGCCGGUGUUCGUGCGGGUGAUUUACGCCUCCCAGCAGCCGAAACAGGUCCAGCUCGGGCUUGGUGUGCCGCAUGGAUCACCGGUCGUGGUCCUGCGGGAGCAGCUGCACGCCGACACCGGAAUCGCUGUGGACAGAAUGAUUUUGGCCGAAAUGUGUGAAACCGGUUUUACUCGAGUGUACUGUGAUUCUCAUUUGGCCUCGUCUAUGGGGGAUGAUGGAUCGGUGUACUGCGUUGAGAGCCCACCAACAUCCGAAGGAAUAACUCAGAUUGUGCUGUGCAUAAGUAACGCGAGAAGAGACGUUGUUAGUGGGGAGGUCCGACGAUUUGGAACUCCAUUUUGUAUAGCGGUUAAUCGCGAUGUGUCCUACAUUGAACUGCAAAAGGUGCUGCUGAAAGAAAUGUCCGCAAUAUUGAAGCCAGAAGUGUACGCUUAUAGUACACCACUGCAGGAAAUGUUCAGAAUGCGGUUGCAGGAUCCCUCUUGUGAUGCGGAUGCAUUUUUGGAGGCUACCGUCGAACAUCCGCUUUUCACGGAAAUGAUCGAUUUGGCCCUUUCGGUGCUACCGACAGAUGUCGGCCCAGCGCAUGUAAAACUCCUGAUCGAGUGGGUUAAUCCGGAACGUUUCUUCAGUGAUAUGACCGAUCCGUUUGUUGAACACGAAAGUGUCAGUCAAAUGAAGGAGAAAAUUCCGGCAAGUUCCUCGCUGACGUUGGAACAGUGCCUAGAACACUAUACCAAGGCGGAAACGCUCAGUGCUGAGGAUGCCUGGAGAUGUCCCCAUUGUCAGAAGUACCUACCGGUGGUCAAAACGCUUGGGUUGUGGUCACUACCGGAUAUUCUUGUGAUUCACUUCAAGCGUUUCCGACAGCAGCAACUGCGAGGGCCACAAGCUGCUAAGCUGACUACCCUAGUCAAGUUUCCGUUGAAUGGCUUUGACAUGACUCCUCAUUUGGCACGUGAUCCGAGCACAGAAAAUUCUGCCGCAAGCAUCGAAGACAACUGGAGCCCCUGGCGAAAGACAACCAAACGCCAAUCAACACAUUCCUCCCACCAACCAAAUUUUCCCCUUCAAACGAUGGAUAAUAGGUAUGAUCUGUACGCUGUGUGUUACCACCAAGGUGACACACUGGAAACCGGUCACUACACAGCAGCCUGUAAAAAUCCCUACGAUCACCAGUGGUACAAGUUUGAUGAUCAACGGGUCAAUCAGGUUCCGAACGAAUGCGUUCAAGAGGAGAUCGUCAACAACGAAGCUUACAUUCUAUUCUACCAAAGACGUAAAAUUGAUGGAUCAGAGUGUUCCGGUACCAGUUCUAGUUCUGGGGCCGAUCACUGGGUGUCGCGAAUUUCAGCUGCUCCACCGUUGGUAGGUGUGCCAGCAACGGAUCCGAAAGCAAAAGAAGAGAUAUCAAAACCAUCCGCCGUUCCUGUUCCCAUUCCUUCUGCCAAUUCAGGGGUAGCCGCCGUUCCAAAGAUUGCGAAAAUUGAAGAAACAACCAUAUUACAUUCCGAGAGUGAAAGUGAGAUUAGUGACACAGUCGAAUCGUCUCCUAAGGACGUGGUCCCGAGUGACAUUGUCAAAUUGGAGACCAAUAAUGCAGAAGCUAAAAUCCAAACUGUCGUUCAGGCUGAAGUUGAAGUUCAAAACUUCUCCCCUUCACCAGAGAAAUCUGAACCGACUGAAAAGUUACCAAGUCCCGCUGAAGAAGCAACGCAACCGAUGGUUGCAGCAGCAAAACUCGACGAAAAUCCAUCGAAUAUCGACACAUCUAGCACGACGUGCGUGGAGGAACCCCCCUCCCCCGAGUUACGAGAAAUCUCCGAUUUAACCAAUAAUAUAGAACCAGCCUGCUUCAGUGAUACAACCAAAUCACCCGAUUCCAACAGCCGGUUAUCAUUACCAACUCCGCACUCACAUUUCCAGGACAUAUUAUGGCGAGAAAAUGCGACUGUUUCCGAUUUCAUCAACAGUCAUCACCAUCAUCACCACCACCAUCAUCAUCACCAUCACCACCACCAUCAGCACCAUCUCCAUCACCGGCCCUCGUCCUACACCUACAAAUCUUACGAACCGGAUGCGGUUACGAUGAUUCGCGGAGCAAACACAUGCAGCAAGGAUACACUGCUGUUCAUAGAUCAACAAUCGCAUGCUGCCGGUCUCGAUCGGAUUGUGCUGGACGAUGACGACGAUGCGGAUGAUUUGAUGAGUAGCAACCGGGCGCUCUGGAUAUCACCCGUCACACCGCAUAAGCUAAUAACGGUCUCACCGAAAAACUAAUGCUCUACAAAAGCAUGAUUUAUGAGCAAAGCCUGCCACCAGCCAAAACCAGCCCAACCCAGCCCUCUGAAUCCAUCGAAAAAAAAGCAUGAAAACUAGAAUGAAAAGGGUAACAGUAACAGUAGAGUUUUCGAAAAAUAUUAUGUAUAUUAGUGUGUAGCACACUCCCAGAACGUGCGCGCCUUUGUGUCAAGAGGUCCGAACAGAACUGUGCAUCAGCGCGCAUCUUGGGUUUGCGCUAACGCACAGUUCCGUUCAAGCGCUAUUUGUUUUCUAUUUUUUGUCCUUUAUGUCGAACACGGUUUGUUGAUUGUUUAUUUUUUUAUAAUUAUUCGUUUUUAUGUUA